Molecule: messenger RNA, 1506 nt
Organism: Podospora anserina S mat+
Lineage: Eukaryota; Fungi; Ascomycota; Sordariomycetes; Sordariales; Podosporaceae
Biological process (GO): proteolysis
Molecular function (GO): serine-type carboxypeptidase activity
Source: RefSeq, a predicted model, not a curated record
AUGUACCACCCCCAGCGUUGUCUCACAAUUAGUUUACAAUUCGACCCAAGUCUCAAGUCUCUUCUUUUAAAGCUUCGCAAGCUCGGCAACAAAAACGAGUCGAAGAUGCGCCUCAUCCCUGUGUUGGGCUUCCUCCUUACGGCAGUCGAAGGGCUCCGCACAGGAAGGGGUAGUCCUCUCCUGCGUCCGGGCAUCUCGAAACACAUCAACAAGGUCGGCAAAUCGACUGCUGCUGUGUUUCCUGACCCUCAAGACAAGCCGUUUCCCAAGCACAAUUUUCUGAACGCCAACAGCACGAAAUUUGCCGUCAAUGGCACCGCCAUUCCCGAUGUCGACUUUGACGUUGGCGAGUCGUACGCUGGCCCCAAUGAGCAAAGCAACCUCUUCUUUUGGUUCUUCCCCUCGCCAAACAAAGCAGCGAAUAAGGAGAUUCUGAUCUGGCUGAAUGGUGGUCCUGGCUGCUCCUCUUUCGAGGGUCUUCUGCAAGAACACGGUCCCUUCCUUUGGCCACCAGGGACUAUAAAACCCGUGCGGAAUCCUUGGAGCUGGCACAUCCUAACCAGCAUCGUGUAUGUUGACCAGCCGGGAGGCACAGGGUUUUCGACGGGUGUUCCAACCAUCACCAAUGAGGAAGAGCUCGCUGCUCAGUUUCUAGGAUGGUGGAAGAAUUUCGUCGACACCUUCGGCAUGCAGGGCUACAAGGUGUACAUUUCUGGAGAGUCCUAUGCCGGAAUGUACUGCCCUUACAUUGCCAACGCCAUGCUCAACACAAACGACACCACCUACCACCAAUUAUCCGGCAUGUACCUGGGGGACGCUGUCAUCGGCGACAACACCCAACUCUACCAAAGCAUCCCCAUGCUCCGCUUCGUUGAAUACCACAGCUCUCUUUUCCCCUUCAACAACACCUUCCUCGACAAGAUCAGGACUACUGACGCCGAGUGCGGCUACUCCUCCCUCCUGGACAACCACCUCGUCUACCCUCCUAUUUCCCACCUGCCCUCUGCCCUCCCAGAAGUAUCGGAAAACGGCACCGUUACAGAGGAAUGCACCUCUCUCUGGUGGUGGAUCCUAGAAGCCGCCCUCCGCCUUAACCCCUGCUUCGACAUGUACCACAUCACCGCCUCCUGCCCCCGCGUGUCUGAUGUUCUCGGGUUCCUGGCAGGGAUCGAUUACGUCCUCGAGGGGAAGAAGAGAUACUUUGACCGCGGCGACGACGGCUCCGGCCCGUCCAUCAUCUACGCUUUGCCGAGUGUUAUCGACAAGACCCAAAACGUCAUCAUCGCCCACGGGCAGCUGGACAUGGUCCUGCCAUCAAACGGCUCCCUUCUCGCGAUCCAGAACAUGACGUGGGGAGGGAAACUCGGGAGGGUUGACUGCAUGAAUUGCACGACACCUUUACGGUUGGGCAUCUGUAUUACUCUGAUCAGGCAUCGAAUGAGAUGGGCGAGGGGACGGCGCCUCAGAGUUGGAGUGAUCACAAGCCGGAGGAGGGCUUGUAGGUAA